CGCAUUUGAAAAUAACGACGUGCAUCCUCUCUCGGAUUGGGCUUCAGAAAGAGUCAGAGACACAUGACACACGUCUUGCACCAGUAGCAGUAACAUGGGCCUCUGCUCCGUCGAUGGAUGCUGAAACGGUCGCGGUGCAGGGAAUUCUGUGAUCUGAGGAUUCAUGUGUUGUGGAUGUUUCCCUAUGUGUUGUUGCUGUAUUUCUUAUCACUGACAAAACUUUAACCCAAAGGAUUUCAGAUUCACACACAGGAUUGUCUAAACAGGUUUUUGAUUUUCAUUAUACGUUCUGAGAGAAUCUUUUUCUGUCACAAGAAUUAAUCAUAUUUAACAAGUGACAAUUGUGUGUGAGUCAUCUACAAUACAGGCUACAUAUCAAACUGUCAGUGACAGCUAAACGGUCCCUGUCUACAUCGCAGGUACCCAUGAUGGCUGGCCUGACACCAGUGCUUCUGUGUGUUAUAUGUGUGGCAGGGUCCGUCUGCGUGGCGGCAUGUCCCACCGGCUGUACAUGCCAUGAGGCAAGGGUUCACUGCUACGGAAAGCAGUUACGUGACAUUCCAAAAAACAUUCCUGCAGACACCAUUUACCUCAAUCUGGCCAGCAACCAUCUUGAAACCAUCAACCCGGAACGUCUCAGUCACCUCACGGCACUAACCGAACUGUUGCUAGGCGAUAACAACAUCCGAAACAUCCAACCUGGGACAUUUACUGGUCUAUCAAGUCUCGAAACCCUCAACCUCAACUCCAACAUGCUGACAUCACUUCCUCCUGGAUUGUUCGAUGGGAUGGGAAAUCUCAGCUCUAUCCUCAUAACAAACAACAAGAUUGUGAAUAUUGAGGGUGCGUUUCGGAACCUGUCCAACGUGAAACGAAUGGACCUAGGAGGGAAUCAGAUACAGGCGUUGACGGACAACACAUUCCAGGGCAUGAAGAAUCUUGUCUAUCUCAUGAUGCCUGAUAACAACAUUAAGAAAAUCUCCUCAAAUAGUUUUGUGCCACUUCAAAGUCUGACAUACAUUGUGCUGAAGAAAAACUCUAUCAAGGAUGGCAAUCGGUUAUUCAUUCGGAAUCAUCGUCUGUCGUACAUCGAUCUCACUGGAUGCAGUCUGAAAGAAGUACCGAUGGGGUUGCCAUGGGCGACACGGUAUCUUCAAUUAAGUAAUAAUAACAUUACUAGGAUUAACAAGAGCACCUUCUCAGGAACACGACACUUAAGCAUCAUAGCGCUGGAUGAAAACCAGAUAACACGCAUUGAAAAGGGAGCAUUUUCUGGAAUCAGAGAAUUACAGGAACUGUGGCUCAAUGCCAACAAGCUGAAAAAGAUACCAUCACCAUUUUCCCCUAAGCUAACAAAACUGCACAUCAGCAAAAACAGAAUUUCUAAGAUAUCUAGAAAAGACUUUCCAAAGAAUUCUGCACUUUCUGUCCUCUCACUGAGCAGUAAUAUGAUUAAAACUAUCAAACCUGGAACAUUCAGUCAGUCUAAAUUCCUGACAGAACUUUCCCUCAGUGGCAACAAGAUAGCAAACCUGCAGACAGGCGUCUUUGCCGAGCUCGGAGAAAUCCAAACCUUGUCCCUCAACAAUAACAAAAUCACCAGAAUACAGAAGGGAUCCCUCUCUGGAUUGACAACCUUGACUAAACUUGAGAUGGCUUUCAUUGUUGACAUCGAGACAAAUGUCGAGGGAAACAUAUUUGCUGACAUGCCGAACUUGCAGUUUCUGGAUCUUCAGCUCAGUCCUGCUAUAUCUGCGCAAGUUCUGGGCUCUGACGACAUGAUGUCGUCUCUUUCUAAUGUAACCCACAUCAAUCUGAUGGACAAUGAGCUGACAUCGUUGAAUCCCAACCUGCGGACGUACCUGCGUAGUGUUCAGCAGAUCAAGAUCGCUGGGAACAAGUGGCAUUGUGACAAGAGACUGCAGUGGCUCAGUGCAUGGAUGAAGUCACACAAGAAACUGUUCUUCAUGGGCAGAAAUGUGGAAUGUCACACACCAUCAUCACUCAAAGGCUUACCCCUUUCCAUUUUAAAACCAUUCCAAUUUGCUGCUGUCACAACGACCGUGGCACCACCAUCAACAACUGCAUUAACACCAGCAACAGAGGCAUCGACAACACAAGGCUUUGCAACAUCUAGACCACCUAAGAAGGCUACUGUUAAAAAGUCCAAACCAAAAGGGCGUCCACUGACCACAGCAAUCCCUCCUACCAAGAUUGUGCUGACGAAGAUGAUGACAAAAAUAGUCACGCAGAGAUUUUUUGUUUUUCCCAGUACAACACCAAAACCAAAGGUAAAGAAAUCAAGAAAAACAAGAAAACCAAAGAAGACCACAACUCAAUUUCGCCCGCAGACUACCAUGAUAACCACCAGUACAAUGUCAAGGACACGCAAAACACCAAAUAAGGUCAUUACAACAAAAUCCCCUUACACACAACAAAUUACAUCGGGAAUGCUUACAGGAACAUCGGUAACUCCGACACUGGAUGACAAUAGUCUCACAAGCGAUGAAGACACUCUCAUGAAAUCCAGCACUGACAACUCAUUGAAUAUUUCCAACCCAGGAACACCAAUGAAUUCUUCAGAUGACCUUGAAACAGGGAACAGUUCUAACCAAACGUCACAGACAACCAACUCCUCAGACUCCGAUCCAUCUAAGAAGGCCGCAGUAUCUACUGCAGGCGGGGUCGACAUGAAGACUGUCAUCGUCGCAACGUGUGUCACCGCUGCCGUGAUUCUCAUAAUCCUGGGCGUCAUCAUAUUUUUCGUGAUUCGGUACCGGCAGAACAAGCUUGUGUACCAUCGUGCGCUGCAGUAUCGACAGGACUACAAAGACGUUGUGUUCUUCGUAGGUGAGCCCAUGCCUGAACUAAUGAUUGACACCAAGCAAAGAGCUGUGAGGUCAAGGUCAGACCGAGGGUCAACAUCGUCACGGCCCAGUGAGGACAUUACCAAUGACCUUGCAGCAAGCAUGAAAGUAUACACUUGGGACGACGAGUAAACUGUGUACAUGUGACAAUAGAUAAAGUGUACGUUAUAACAACAACAACAACAACAACAAUAUAUGGAUAUUUGUAAUGCGCUAUAGUCUAUCCAUUGAAGCAUACUCAAAACGCUAAAAACAUUAUUUCCCCAGUCAACAGAUCAGUUUCCACUUGAUUUUCAGCUCCCUGGGGAGUAUACAACCCAAGGUGCCUGUGAAGCGCUAGAAGGUUAGCAUAAAUAUGACAAUAGAUAAAUUCAAUCUUUUGAUCUCUGCAUAACAUAAUAAUUAAAUUCAUUAAUCGCAAGAAACAAUACCUUCAUUAAUAAUAUCAUUUUCACAAUGAUCAAUGUUUAAAAUGUAAUUUCGCUUAAUGAAGUAGCAUUUGAAACAAUAUUUAAAUGAACCGCCCAAUUGAGCAUAUAUUGACAAAUGACUUGCAGAUAUGUUUGUCUACAGAAACACCUUUCUCAGCAUAUUGGGAUUAUCAGUCAAUGGUAUAUUGAGAAAGAAGGCAUUUGAUUUAAAGUAGUUGCUAGGUGACUUUAUAUGCAUAUUUAUCUGAUAGUGAUAACAAGUUAAACCGAUUGGUUUAUCACAUUGAUAAUACUAGUCACCAUAUGAUAAAUUAUAUUAUUUGACUCUUGUAUCAAAAACUAGGCUUUGCACUAUAAGGCUUUUUAAGAGGAUAUUGUUUGUGAAUAUUUGUAAAUAUCUCCAAUUGUAUAAAUAUUUCAUAGUAGGAUAUAGUUUUAUAAAUUGUUUCGACAUGUAUAGAAUUUAUCUAUUUUUAUUGAUGAAUUAAUACUCCAAUAUAUAUAUUGAUACUUCACAUUUAUUUUGUCAAAUUCAUAUACAUAUAUAUGUAUACAUAUUUCUAUGAUCUUUAUAGAUAAUUAAAAUGAAUGUCAAGAAAUCAUUCAAGUAUGGAGCUCUGUCUACAUAUAUGUUUCCGUCUCGAUAUAAAUUCCAGUGGGUCUCAGACAACGGUAAAUGUUGCCAGUGCCUGAAAACUAGAGCUGUCAAGAAACCAGAAUAUUGAUACAGAUUAUCAUUAAAUUCACAAAUUGAUGCUGUGAAUAAAAAUAUGAAGACACCAUAGUUACUAACUAAUGCUUCAUUUUCUUAAGAAUUUUGUAUAUUGUCAAGAAUGGUACAAAUACCCAUGUCUUUAAAGACGUAAGCGUCAGUAAGAAAUACAACUAGAAUGUGUUUUUAUUGAAAAAAAUAUGUCCCCCCAUACUUUUGGGGGAUACAUUAGUUCAAGCUGUUACUGUAAAUAUGUUUGCAAAUCUGAAAAACAAUAAUAGUAUUAUAGCCUGGAAAGAUAAUGUAUUCAUGCAGAAUUAUUCACUGGCUGUAGAGUUUUGACAGGAACAAACACGACUUGUUUCAGAUGUUUUGGACUUAGUCCAGAUUAUUUCCAUGGAAACAUAAGAAAAUAAUAAUAAUAAUAAUAAUAAUAAUAAUAAUAAUAAUUUCAAAAUAGCAAAAGUCACCAGUGAAGCUGAUGAGCAGUGCAUUGUUGAAAAAACAAACCCUACCCUCGUUUGGGAAAUUGUUUCCAUGCAAACAAUCUAAAAUACAAUUCUGACAAAUUUCAAGAUAGCAACAGGCACCAGUUAAGCUGAUAACCAAUGCAUAUGUGCAGUUUCAUACAUACAAGUAGAUUUCAAGUUAUGGCCUGGAAAUUUACUGUUUUACAGGUCUUCACCUCAAGUGUACUUCUUAUAGUGGCAUUAAUUGAUGCAUCGAUAUGUGAUAUUUCUCAUUCCCUUACCCUACAUCAAUAAUGUAAUUUCCAAUUUAUGCCAAAGGUUCUAAGAUUUCUUUGUUGUUUGUUGUUUAACCUGGGGUAGACACCUAUGGUCAAAUCAAACUAAUCUGAAUCUCAUUUCAAACUAGCGGUUAAUGUGAAAUAGGUAAAUUUGAGCAGAAAACAUCUAUCCCUCUGGAUUUUCACUAUUCUCGGGCUAACGGACUAGUGGCUGUGUCUAUCCCUGGUUUAACGCCACACUCAGCAAUAUUUCAUCACGGGCUGUACGGCUAAUUAAGCUUUGGAAUAAUCACGACAGGGGUAAAAAGAGGUUAUUUUAUGAGAAAAAGAGUAAUGUUAAGAGUACCAUGUUCGAGUUCUAAAGUAAUAUUGGUGUACAUAAAAUUAUUUCCCUGUCUGCACAAGCAAAGAUUGAACAAUAAAAUUACAUGUGUGUGUUUUAACAUAACAACCAAUCAGAGACCGCUGUGAAUUGAAAGCAUGGCUCUCAUUGGCCAGCAGUUUCACUGUACAAUGCUUCAUGUCACCCAUGCAUGAACAAUUUGCUCUCCAUGAUAAUUUAAGCAUGUAAAUAAUUUGUGAAAAAAAAAUUAAAAUCAGGAAGGGCAAGUACAAUAGCAUAAUUCUAAGCUCAAAAACCUAACUAUUAUGGCAAAAUCGUAAACAUUGCCGUAAGAUCAGUGCCAUAUGAAUGAAACAAUCUGUGGUCUAGUUAAGUUUUUUCAAGAGACUGAAGUGACAAACACUGAAUAUCCCCCCCCACCUCCUUCUCUGAUUAGAAACAUAUCACUUUUGAACAUUAAAUACAAAAUCUAUUUAUUGAUUGAACCAUCCAUGAGCUAGUCUGGAAUAAUGAAUCCUGGUUUUAGGAGACAGAGACAUGAAAGAAAGUAUCAGAUGUACUAGGAUACGGACUUGAUCUGUUAUCAAUGGGAGACAACUCUAGCGUGCACCUCCUUCUGAAUGAGACAGCUGACCUUCACAGAGUAUACAACAAUUAGAGGUCAUUCAAUGUAUUCCAGAUUAGUGUUAAAACAAUGGUAUGGUGUUCAGUAACUGUAAAAAAAUCAUUGGAAAAAAUAAACAUUGUCAAAUUCA
Haliotis rufescens (red abalone) is the source of this 5856-nucleotide messenger RNA. Its product is annotated as leucine-rich repeat-containing protein 4C-like. Gene Ontology annotation, molecular function: transmembrane signaling receptor activity; protein binding. Bases 426 to 2999 code for a protein of 857 amino acids. Gene Ontology annotation, biological process: immune response; toll-like receptor signaling pathway. The record is from RefSeq and is a predicted model, not a curated record. Gene Ontology annotation, cellular component: membrane. The transcript has a single exon. NCBI's taxonomy places the organism in Eukaryota, Metazoa, Mollusca, Gastropoda, Lepetellida, Haliotidae.